CUCCCUCCUUUCAGCGUCACCUGCUAACAUUAUCCUCCCUGCCCAGGCCCAAUUUACUGUCCAACCAUCCAGGUUCUACACACUCAGCAUAUGUCUUGUGGUGGUGUGCACACUCACAUUUGACUUUUGAGCAAGAUCGAAGAAACGUAAGGAAGUAAAGAGUGUUUUCCUGUGAGAGACUGGGAUUUUUUUGGACUAUAUUUUUUUAUGUUUUGUCUGACAACAUGGAGUACUGCUUUUUGAAAGGAUUCCUGGUGGUUUUGUUGAUACAACAGUGCACGUCUGAAGUAGUCAACCUCCAAGAUGACCAGGUCUUAACCCACGAACCAGAGCUGAUCCCUGCAGAGGUGGUGCCCGUGGUGGCUCCCCCCAGCUUGAAGGAGGUUCAGCAGGCUGUGCAGGAGGCCUCGGAGCAGGUGGAGGGUCGUGGGGCAGAGGAAGUGCUGAAGGAGCUACUGGAGAGGGUUGUGGAAGCAGCUCUGGGGCAGGUGGAAGGAGGAGGUGAAGCGAAAGCAGAUGAGGCAGCAGAGCAGGACACAGUUGAGGAGGAUGCACUGGGGGCUAAAAAAGCAGAGUCUGAAAGUCACACAGAGGCAAAGGUGUUGGAGCAGGCAGUGGAGGAGAAGGUGGAGGAAGAUGUGGGCGCCAAGGGGGUAGAUACUGGUGUUGAAGAGAAGAAGGAGGUAGCACAGGUGGAUACAUUUCAAGAUGUAGCUGAAGUGGGGGAAGGAGUUGUUGAGGAGGAGGAUGAGACUGCUGCCGGAUCUGUGGAAGAGACCACAGCAGGUGUAGAAACUGGAGGCAAAGAAGCAGAGGAAGUGGAGGUUAUAGAUGAGUCUCUAGACACUGAAGUCAGUCAUGAGGUUGUAGGGGAAAAUGUAACUGCUUUAAAAGAGACUGGAGGGCAUUUAGCAGUAGAGGAGGCAGGGGUGGAGGACAACAGGGAGGUUGAGUUGUCAGAAGAAAAAGGAGCAGCUGAAACAGACACACAGGAGAUUGAAGAAACAGUAGUGGGUGGAGAGCCAGAGCAAGAGACAGUGGUAGAGUCUGACCCUAGUCUGGUGGCGGAUGAUGUGGAAAAGAUAGGGGAUGUAUGGGGGAAGGACGAAGCUCUGGAGGAAGAAACUCAGGUAGAUGAAAUGGAAGGUGAGGUGAUGGUACCGCCUUCUAAUAAUUAUGAGACCACACAAACUGUAGUAGGAGAGCAAGUAGAAGAGGAGGAAGAGGUAAACACAGUGAAGGACGAUGGGGGACCAGAAGUAAAGGAUGGCCAUUUAGCGGUGGAGGGAGGAGCUGGUGAAGAGUUAGAAGCAGAGGGUGGAGAAGUGGGGGAAGCAGAAGGGGGUGGGAUACACGGAGAGAGUGCAAUCAAGGAGGAAUCAGUGGCAUUGGUAAAUGAGGGGUUGGGUGACCAGCAAGCAGGAGAAGAGGAGCAGAUUGCUUUGGAGACCUCACAUGGCAGUGAGAAAGAGGAUCAAGAAGUGCUGGUGAUCUCUGCCCCAGGGACCGAAGAUGUUGCUGACACCUCCAUAGAACAGAGCUCUGAGAACCAGGUUCCCACUCCAAGCCCAUCCCUAGGUGGGGUCGAGGCUGAAGGAAACACCCUUGGUGAUGAGAAAUCUAACCAUGGCAACGAGAUCAUCACCCCUACUGAUGACCUUUUGCCACAUGACCCUGCUGUGGCCCAACCUACAAUAGAUAAUUUUGUGAAGGAUGUUCUAGCUGAACUCCCUCAGGCAGAAGGGGAGGAAACAGGGGAGGCCAAGGAGCGUUUGGAAGAUACAGCUGGAACCACAGAGACAAGUGAGCUGGGCCUGAAGGCUUGGAAGAUUGGGGCUAUUGCUGCUGCAGUCUUCCUGGUUUUGGAGACCAUUGUGAUCAUUAUCUAUAUACUCAAAUGUCGUAACAAAAACAGUGCCCUGGCCCUACAACGGGCAUGUGAGGAAGGAUGUGUUGAACCAGAGGCAGCUACAGGAGGUGACUGCAGUGACGAGACACUUCCUGCAGGAAACGGGGACACUCAACAGAAAGCAGCACUUGACCCAUCUGAUGUGGCUUCAACCCUGGCCCAAAACAAAGAGCAGCAUGAAGAGGAGCAUGCGAUAGCCAUGUCUGACCUCCCGCCCACCUCCACAGAGGAGUCGGCCAACACUGGACCAGGACCAGACUCCUCACAAGACCUCAGGACUUCCAUUCUCUAGGGUGCCCAACUGUUUUGUCAGUUCCUGCUGUAUCUAAAUAAACCCCCCAAAAGCCACUGUCCAUCCCUGCACCCAAUCCAAAUCUACCUAAUGAAUUACCCUAAAUUCUUGAACCCUAACCAACCCAACACAGACUGCCUUGGAUUCUGACUGUAAUAACUACUGUAUAUGUAACACAUUUGUAUUUGGUGUUUAUGACUGUGUGUAUGUCUGUGUGAGUGUAAAUUGAAAGAAAGAGAUGCUGUAACACAUUUGGCAUGUGUGAAUACGUGGAUGUAGGGGUGUGCAUUGACAGAUGAGCACACUUAUGAAUAAAUGAAUAGAAAGAGCAUGUUUUAAAAUACUUUGAGCAUGUAUGUGAGUGUGUGUGCAAAUGUGGUAAAAUUGUUGUGAAUCUAGAUGUCUGUAAGCUCUUUAGGCUACAAUCAAAUUGUUAAGAAAGGUUUUUACAUACUGACCACAUCAGUCAUGCUGUACAAAGCUGUUGAACACAAAAGGUUUGAAAUGUGUUCUUGUUUCCCUGUUUUAUCAGCAAUUCAGUUCUACUUAUUCAUAAAGUGCUUUGGAGGUAUCAUACCAUAAUACACAGUUUCAUUAAAAAGUACAACACUAGCCUACAAGAAAAAAAUAUUUUGUUAUUGAGAUGAAGUUGAUUUAAUUUUUAUUCAAUGUAACUCCUGACUUUUGUUUCGUCAUUUAUGAUUUGAGCAGUACCAAAUUAAAAUGAUAAUGUUGAA
Dicentrarchus labrax (European seabass) is the source of this 2938-nucleotide messenger RNA. Its product is annotated as retinitis pigmentosa 1-like 1 protein. NCBI's taxonomy places the organism in Eukaryota, Metazoa, Chordata, Actinopteri, Moronidae. The record is from RefSeq and is a predicted model, not a curated record. The transcript is spliced from 6 exons. Bases 225 to 2201 code for a protein of 658 amino acids.